CGCCGCGCUCGCGCCUGCGCAGUCGCAUCGCAGCGGUUGCUAAGGGAACAGAGGCCCUGGUGAUGGAGCCGGAAUAAAGCGUCUUCAUGGUGGUGAAGGACGCGCGAGCAGAAGAGGCCGCCCCCGCCUGCCACGACGGACGGAUCGGCUCCAGUUAGCACAAGAGGGCAGGAUGCCACACAAGAUUGGGUUUAUUGUUAUAAGUUCUUCCGGACAUGAGGAUGGCUUCAGUGCCAAGGAGCUGAUGGUUCACGCGCCAACGGUCAACGGAUGGAGGUCACCAAGACUCUGCCAGUAUCCCCAAGAAAUAGUCCUCCAGAUGGUGGAAAGGUGCAGAAUUCGAAAGCUGCAGCUCCUGGCUCACCAAUAUAUGAUCUCCAGCAAAAUUGAGUUCUUCAUCAGUGAAAACUUGCCCGAUUAUUUUGCGCCCUAUAAAACGGAGCAAUUCCAGAGGCUGGGUUAUGUCUCCCUUUCCGAUAACGAAAAGACCAACUACAGGGCCCGGGAAUUGAAAUCUGUCUACGUGGAUGCAGUUGGCCAAUAUCUAAAGUUGACUUUCCACAAAAACUACGCCAAUCGGUACAACCUGUACAGCCAGGUUGCUCUUGUGGCGAUAAACAUCAUUGGGGAACCUGCAGAUUUGAGCCAUGAGAACAGCCAGUCUUCCAGGGAGAAGCUGAUCGACCAUUACCUAGGGAGCAACUCGGAUGAAUCGGCCCUCGAGGGGAGCUACCCUGGGAAGGCCGACGCCAUUUCUCCGCUGGACGAUCUGGCUUUUGACAUGUACCAAGACCCGGAAGUGGCCCAGAUCAUCCGGAAGCUGGACGAGAAGAAGCACGAAGCGGUGCACCUGGAACACUACGAUCACGCCAAGAAGCUCAAGCAAGCCAUCGCGGAUCUGCAGAAGGUCGGGGAGCGGUUGGGGCGCUACGAGGUGGAGAAACGGUGUGCCGUCAAGCGGGAGGACUACGACUUGGCCAAGCAGAAGAAACAGCAGAUGGAGGACUAUCGUCUCAAGGUCUACCAGCAGUUGGAGCUUCAUAAUCUCUUGGACCCAGAUCUCGCCAUCCGGCGACUACCCGACCUGCCACUGGACCCCGUGGCUCAGCCCACCACGACUCUCCAGCAGAGGAAGCCCCUGCCGUCUCCCUGGAGGGAGAAAGCCAAGCCAGAGAGUCCGGCCUCGUUGCCCCCCGAGAAGCCCCCGGAAAUCCCCUCGCCUGAGCCGGCCCCCUCUCAGGCCUUCUCUUCCCCCCUGGCCCAGGCAGCUCCCAUCGCUGCAGAGACCUUCCCCAAGAUCAGCGUCGAGUUCUUACCUUACGACGAGCGGCCCCUCCCGGCCAUCCGCAAGCAGCAGGAGGAAGGUUUUCCCUUGCUGGAGCCUGAGGCGAACGAGGAAGAGCCCGGAGACACGCCCAGGAGUGGGGUGGUUGGCGAUCCGGAGCCGCUGACCGAGAAGGCCCUGCGGGAGGCCAGCGCCUCCAUAGACGUUUUCGGGGAAACUCUGGUGGCCGGCGCCUAUUCCAAAACCUGGUCGUAUCGCGAGGACUCGUUGCUGGCCAUCUACAAGAAAAUGGCGGAGGCUCCCACCAGCACGCCCAAGGAGGAGCUGAAGAACAUGCUCCGGGGGGCCGUCUUCCUCAUCGUGAGGGCCAUCAAAGAUAUCGUCUCUUCGGUCUUCCAGGCCUCCUUGAAGCUGCUGAACAUGAGCCUCACCCAGUACAUCCCCAAGCACAAACUGGGCAGGCAGGAGACCGUCUUCUGCGUGGAGCGGACCUUCCCCAACCUCCUUGCCCGGACUGGGGACUCCUCGGCCCGCCUGCGGAUGACUGCUGCCAACUUCAUCCAGGAGAUGGCCCUCUGCAACGAAGUGAAGCCUCUGCAGAUCAUCCCUACCCACCUGGUGCAGCCCCUGAGGCCCAACUGCCCCACGCACCUGGCCAUGAGCCAGGUGGAGCUGGUGGAGCGCUUGCUGAAACACCUGGGCACCGAGAACUCCGGCUUCACCAUCGAUAACGUCAUGCGAUUUGCAACAGGAGCUCUGGAGCACCGGGUUUUCGAGGUGCGGGAAACGGCUCUCCGGAUCAUCUUGGACAUGUACCGGCAGCACCGAGACAACAUCCUGGAUUAUCUGCCCCCCGACGACGCCAACACACGCAAGAACGUGCUGUACAAGUCCCUGUUCGACGGCUUUGCGAAAAUCGACGGGCGACUCACGGAGGCCGAGCUCAAAGCCCAGAAGAAGUCGGCAACCGAGGAAGUGGAGAAGGAGAAGAAAGAUGAGAUCAAAGCCUUGCAAGGCCAAGUGGCAGCCCUGAAGGAGAUGCAGGCAGAGGCCCAAGUUGACAAGGAAAAAGAUAGCGAUUUCCAGAAAUCAAAGAAUCAAGCCGAAGCGUCCAAGAAGGCUGCCCAACCCGUUCCGGCCGAUGCCCUUGAUGACCAUUCCUCGGUCGCCAACUACCUGGACAACCUGUGCAUCUUCUGUGGGGAGAGGGACGAAUCCUUCACCGAGGAAGGCCUGGACCUCCAUUACUGGAAGCACUGCCCCAUGCUGACCAGGUGUGACUUCUGCAAGCAGGUGGUGGAAAUCGCCAGCCUGACCGAGCAUUUGCUGACGGAGUGUGAGAAAAAGGACAAUUUUGCCAAGUGUUCUCGUUGUUGCGAGGCCCUGCCGAAGGACGAGCUGGCCCGGCACGUCAAGAGCCGGUCUUGCAACCCUGCCAAGCCUGAGAAAGUGGCCAACCGUUGCCCAUUGUGCCACGAGAAUUUUACACCGGGCGAGGAGGCCUGGAAGGUGCACCUGAUGGGCCAGGACGGCUGCCGCAUGAACCCGAGGCGCACACAUUCCCUGAACAAGAGCCUGCCGGCGCAGACCGUCACCGGCCGGGCUGGCGGGAGCAUCCUGAACCGGUCGGGCCCCCUGGGAACGAAGCUGCGGUCUCCCACGGUGGGGAGCAAAAUCCCCACCCCCCGCGGAGGCCUGAAUAAAAACACUGGCAGAACGUAUGCAAAGCGAUGAGGCGGGUCCCUUCUUUCCCUCCCGGGGGCCACGCGCCCCUGCUUUCGCUGCAGGAGGAGGAGGUCUGGCGGUGGGGGAGCCCUCGGCGGUCCGGCAGGGGGCCGUCCUGAUUCUCUGCCCGUCGCCCCCUCCCCUCAUUCGCAAUCGCUGCAUUUCGCGCUGUAUAUACAGAAUCACAGAGUUGGAAGGGACCUUGGAGGUCUUCUAGCCC
Pseudonaja textilis is the source of this 3230-nucleotide messenger RNA. It is a transcript of the gene CEP104, whose product is annotated as centrosomal protein 104. Gene Ontology annotation, cellular component: cilium. Lineage: Eukaryota; Metazoa; Chordata; Lepidosauria; Squamata; Elapidae. The record is from RefSeq and is a predicted model, not a curated record.